Messenger RNA from Myotis lucifugus (little brown bat), 4322 nucleotides. It is a transcript of the gene EXOC5, whose product is annotated as exocyst complex component 5. Lineage: Eukaryota; Metazoa; Chordata; Mammalia; Chiroptera; Vespertilionidae. The coding region runs from base 248 to 2374 and encodes 708 amino acids. The transcript is spliced from 18 exons. The record is from RefSeq and is a predicted model, not a curated record. Gene Ontology annotation, biological process: exocytosis; Golgi to plasma membrane transport. Gene Ontology annotation, cellular component: exocyst; cytoplasm.
UUCCGGCGUCGAGGCGGUGACAAUGGGAGCGGCGCGGGCGGCGCCGGGAGGCAGCUGACAGGCGUCUGCGGCUUCGCUUCAUGGCCGCUCUCCCGUCCUGCCUGGGCUCGGAGGGGAGCUGGGGAGCCCGUGGCGGCCGGGAGCCGGAGCUGGCGAGCGGAGCGGGAACCUGUGCGCGGCGCCGCUGAGGCGCAGCAUGUGAGCGGAGACGGCGUCCAGCGCGAGGCGAGCCUCCCAGCCGGCCGGGAUGGCUACGACGGCCGAGCUCUUCGAGGAACCUUUUGUGGCAGAUGAGUAUAUUGAACGUCUUGUAUGGAGAACCCCAGGAGGAGGCUCUAGAGGAGGAUCGGAAGCUUUUGAUCCUAAAAGGUUAUUAGAAGAAUUUGUAAAUCAUAUUCAAGAACUCCAGAUAAUGGAUGAAAGGAUUCAAAGGAAAGUAGAGAAACUAGAGCAACAGUGUCAGAAAGAAGCUAAGGAAUUUGCCAAGAAGGUACAAGAGCUUCAGAAAAGCAAUCAGGUUGCCUUCCAACAUUUCCAAGAACUGGAUGAGCACAUUAGCUAUGUAGCAACCAAGGUCUGUCACCUUGGAGACCAGUUGGAAGGGGUAAACACACCCAGACAACGGGCAGUAGAGGCUCAGAAAUUGAUGAAAUACUUUAAUGAGUUUCUAGAUGGAGAAUUGAAAUCUGAUGUUUUUACAAAUUCUGAAAAGAUAAAGGAAGCAGCAGACAUCAUUCAGAAGUUGCACCUAAUCGCCCAAGAAUUACCUUUUGAUAGAUUUUCAGAUGUAAAAUCCAAAAUUGCAAGCAAAUACCAUGAUUUAGAAUGCCAGCUGAUUCAGGAGUUUACUAGUGCUCAAAAAAAAGGUGAAAUCUCCAGAAUGAGAGAAGUAGCAGCAGUUUUACUUCAUUUUAAGGGUUACUCCCAUUGUGUUGAUGUUUAUAUAAAGCAGUGCCAGGAGGGUGCUUACAUGAGAAAUGAUAUAUUUGAAGAUGCAGCAAUACUCUGUCAACGGGUGAACAAACAAGUUGGAGAUAUCUUUAGUAAUCCAGAAACAGUACUAGCUAAACUUAUUCAAAACGUAUUUGAAAUCAAACUACAGAGUUUUGUGAAAGACCAGUUAGAAGAAUGUAGGAAGUCUGAUGCAGAGCAGUACCUCAAAAAUCUCUAUGACUUAUAUACAAGAACCACAAAUCUUUCCAGCAAGUUGAUGGAGUUUAACUUAGGUACUGAUAAACAGACUUUCUUGUCUAAGCUUAUCAAAUCCAUUUUCAUUUCCUAUUUGGAGAAUUAUAUUGAGGUGGAGAUUGGAUAUUUGAAAAGCAGAAGUGCUAUGAUCCUACAGCGCUAUUAUGAUUCAAAAAACCAUCAAAAGAGAUCCAUUGGCACAGGAGGUAUUCAAGAUUUGAAAGAGAGAAUUAGACAACGUACCAACUUACCUUUGGGGCCAAGUAUCGAUACUCAUGGGGAAACCUUUCUGUCCCAAGAAGUGGUGGUUAAUCUUUUACAAGAAACCAAACAAGCCUUUGAAAGAUGUCAUAGGCUCUCUGAUCCUUCUGAUUUACCAAGGAAUGCCUUUAGAAUUUUUACCAUUCUUGUGGAAUUUUUAUGUAUUGAGCAUAUUGAUUAUGCUUUGGAAACAGGACUUGCUGGAAUUCCUUCUUCAGAUUCUCGGAACGCAAAUCUCUAUUUUUUGGAUGUUGUGCAUCAGGCCAAUACUAUUUUUCAUCUUUUUGACAAGCAGUUUAAUGACCACCUUAUGCCACUAAUAAGCUCUUCUCCUAAGUUAUCUGAAUGCCUUCAGAAGAAAAAAGAAAUAAUUGAACAGAUGGAGAUGAAAUUGGAUACCGGUAUUGAUAGGACAUUAAAUUGUAUGAUUGGACAAAUGAAGCAUAUUUUGGCUGCAGAACAAAAGAAAACAGACUUUAAGCCAGAAGAUGAAAACAAUGUUUUGAUUCAGUAUACUAAUGCCUGUGUUAAAGUCUGUGCUUAUGUAAGGAAACAAGUAGAGAAGAUUAAAAAUUCCAUGGAUGGGAAGAAUGUGGAUACAGUUUUGAUGGAAUUUGGAGUACGUUUUCAUCGACUUAUUUAUGAGCAUCUUCAACAAUAUUCCUACAGUUGUAUGGGUGGCAUGUUAGCAAUUUGUGAUGUAGCUGAAUAUAGGAAGUGUGCCAAAGACUUUAAGAUCCCACUGGUGUUACAGCUUUUUGAUACUCUGCAUGCACUUUGCAAUCUCCUGGUAGUUGCCCCAGAUAAUUUGAAGCAAGUCUGUUCAGGUGAACAACUUGCUAAUCUGGACAAGAACAUUCUUCACUCCUUCGUACAACUUCGUGCUGACUAUAGAUCUGCCCGCCUUGCUCGACAUUUCAGCUGAGGUUGAAUUUAUAAGGGAAACAUGUUGUACUUCAGCAGGCCUUGGUUGAUAGAAAGCACAGGAAAUUUCUUAUGACAUAGCCAACACUUUAUGGAAAAAUGACUGUUUGGAAAAACAGCAGCCAUACCCUGGAGAUUUUUUUUUUUUUUAAUUUGGACUACUAGCCAUAUUUUAUUUUUUCCCCUUACGUUGAUUUUUAGUACUGUCCUUGAACAUACAAGUUUCACAUUCUGUGAAACUACAUGUCACGGUUUUCAUCCUGGAAAAUCUUAGUGUCAGAAGGCAAAUGAGAUGUUACCAGUGAUCCAAUUCAUGUUCUUUAACAUAGUCCACUGGAAAAUUUCAACAUCCUAUUUUAUCAAUUUUAAUGACCUUUUCCGCACUGAUGAUUGUUAAUCAAGUUAUUUUAGGUAUUCCUAGAGAACUUUUUGCCUCAAAAGGUUACCAAUUGAGCGUAAUUUCUGUAAAUGAUUGAUUGGAUUUUUCUGAGGUACAACUGUAAUACUAUUUCAAGGAAAAAGUUUUACACUAAACUAAAACGAUGAGAUGUUUUAUGUAGAUAUUAGGUAUGGAUCAGAAUAUAUCUGCCUCCUGGGUGAAAAAUAAACACCACAACUUAAAGUUUACUAUUUCUUAUUUGGUAGACAGAUUUUAAGUCAUUGCUAGUAAAUUAAUAAAACUACCUUAUUUUAUAUUUCACUUAAGAUAAGGUGGAGGACCUUAACAUAAGGACCAUAUUUAUUCAUUAUUUUAAUAUUAUAAGGGAAGUAAAAAAGUGAGGUAUAAUCUAAAUGGUGUAUAUGAGAAAUAUUGACAAUAUUUAGCAACAAUGCAAUUCUUUAAUAUUUCGAUCUUAAUGCUAAAUUGGAAUAAGAUGGGAUGGGUAAAUAUGCAGACAGUCUUCUAUUUUAAGAGGAAUUGGGAAUUGAUAGAUAACAUAUACCCCUAAGUCUGGAGGUGAGCUUUGAAAAAGUUAGUUGCUUUUCAAAUCAAUAACUUCUGUUAUCUUUUUUAAGGCAUUUCUGAACCAAUUCCUAGUGAAUAUAGUUAAUUGAAUUGGCUUAAUAUGGUGACUUAAUAAAUCACUUAUAAAAUUUUAAACAUCCAGUGGAAAUUUAGAAAGGCCAUUACUCUAUAAACUUGCUCUGUGAGAAUGCAUUCUUAACUACAUGUAAUUUCAGCUUCCAUUGUAUUCAUAGCCUUAUAGGAACAGAUAAACUUUAAUGUUCAAUUCAUUCUUGGUAUUUUUUCUCUAAAUAGGCUUUUUGGCCUAAUUUUGGAAAACUUCUUUUAAGAAUGUUUCUGAAUGGUCAUCCACUUUACCUGAACUUUCAGGUCUAGAGCUAGCUACUGUUUAAGUUACUGUUAACUGAAUUUUCUUCUUUUUCUGUUUAGCCCAGUGUUAUCAAGGUAAACAAGAGAAAUGAAGUAUGCCAUUUCUUAUUAAAGCAUUAAGAAAAUUGUGGCAGCUUUAGAAGGCUGUCUAGUUUUCUGUUCUUUAGCCAAGGGAGAGCCAGAACAGGUUUUGGAUACUAGAGAGAGUUAUAUGCUUGUACUAUUGCCAUUUUUAGAAAGCUCUGAUGUGAAUUCAAAUUAUACCUCUGUUACUUAAAGCCAACAAUUUUAAAGCAGUAGUUUUACUGGCCAUUUGAACUCUUUGUAUACAGUGUCAAUUUGUAAAAAAUGGGGAGGAGGGACCUCAAAUAAAACAUGGGAGAACAUUUUAAGACUUCCAAAUCAGAGAAGUGCUUUAAAUUAUUUUGUUUGGAUUAAUUUUUUAAAUGUACAGCAUAUACUUGUUGCAUAGAUAUUUUGUUUAUUAUUUCCAUGCUUGAGUUCUCUGCAGUAUUUUCCAUUAUGUCCAUUGACAGGGCAGUGACAAAACUCAAAAGUGAAUACUUAAUUUAGAAGUGUUAACAUUAAUGCUCAAUAAACAAAUUCCCUGCAA